CCUCAUCGCCGCUCCCCCAAAGAGCGACCUUCGCGUCAAAGAAACGGUAAGAUGAGUUUCAUCGUUCCCAAAUCAUUUCGACGUUGCUGUGGGGAGAGGAGGGAUCCCUGAGGCCGCACGAUAACCGGGCAAUGGGUUCAUUUUUGGUCUACCUUUCGGUCGACCCUGUGCGCGUCUUACCGGACCCAGCGCUCUUUUUCUUCCAUUCCAAAUGGGUCGGUUUGAAAGAGAGUAUUCUGCACCCAGUCGGAGGCUGGACUGGCGGCGAUUGCUGAAUCUUCGCUGGUCCCUACACCGAUCCGGUUUCUGACUUCGGUCGGCGUAAGCAGGAGCUGGCAACCUUAUCCCUUUACGAUUCUAACGCGUCCCUAGACGAAUCGUCUAGCGGGUCAAUGAUUUGACAUUUUUCCGUGCAAAAGAGGCAGCAACUUCUAUAGUAGUCAAAUGGGGUGCAUGAACAUACUUUUCGGAUGUAUGCUGAUCAUCUUUUUUUGUUUCUUUCUCGGACUGUUCAUACUGCCCGUCUACGUCCAAUUUGGCGUUCGUUUUCGGCGAGUCUUGCACACAUUUUCCCGAACUUCCUCAGCCAAAGCGGCCUCAUCGUCUGCUGUCUGACCUGGCUCUCGCUUCCUGCCCCGGCACACCUGGCUCGCGCAUCCGCUCUCCGUCGCGUCAAGCAACGAAACAGUAAGGUGAGUUUUCAUGGUUUCCAAAUCAUUCGACGUUGCUGUGGGGAGAGGAGGGAUCCCUCAAGCCGCACGAUAACCGUGCAAUGGGUUCAACUUUAGGUCUACCUUUCGGUAGACCCUGUGCGCGCUUGACCGCGACCCAGCCGCUCUUUUUCUUCCAUUCCAAAUGGGUUGGUUGGAAAGAGAGUGUUCUGCACCAGUUCGGAGGCUGGACUGGCGGUGAUUGCUGAAUCUUCGCUGGUCCCUACACCGAUCCGGUUUCUGACUUCGGUCGGCGCUAAGCAGGAGCAGGCAGCCUUAUCCCUUUACGAUUCUAACGCGCCGUGGCCGAAUAGUCCAUGUGAAUACGUGCAAAAGAGGCAGCACUUAGUAGUGUCAAUUGGGGUGCAUCCACAUCAACUCUAUGUUUGGACGUACACUUACCACCUUCUUUUCCUUUCUUUCGUUGGUUCAUGCUGCCCGGGCACGAUAUAUCCACCAGCAAGAAUGACCGGGGCAUUGGCCAUUAGAAGACCACAAGCGAUGUUUCUCGAGCAGAGUAUCAACGCUGCCACGAAUCAGUUCGGUCAGGACAGCGGAUGGGGGCGAUAUCCGUGCCUACUCAAGAGGCGCAGAGAUAGCAGUUGACGGAAUUGCGGUUGGCACAUAUAUACUUUGGAGCAUGUCAGGAAAUUGAACAAGGAAGGGGCAUACACAUACUUGGGAGCAUGUCAACGCAGCAUUUCCUAUAGAAACAUGAAUAAAUGUGACCGCAAUGAUCAGAUCAGA
Molecule: messenger RNA, 1457 nt
Organism: Spizellomyces punctatus DAOM BR117
Lineage: Eukaryota; Fungi; Chytridiomycota; Chytridiomycetes; Spizellomycetales; Spizellomycetaceae
Exons: 1
Coding region: 471-788 (105 amino acids)
Source: RefSeq, a predicted model, not a curated record